Messenger RNA from Arvicanthis niloticus (Nile rat), 897 nucleotides. The record is from RefSeq and is a predicted model, not a curated record. NCBI's taxonomy places the organism in Eukaryota, Metazoa, Chordata, Mammalia, Rodentia, Muridae.
GAAAGCUGUAGUUUUCUCAGCCUUCUUGGUGAAGUGUGUUUCCAGUAGUCGCCAUGACCAUGAACAGCCAAGGGUCAGCCAGGAAAGGGACACUCCUCCUGUUGAUGACGUCAAACCUGCUGUUCUGCCAAAAUGUGCAGCCCCUGCCAAUCUGUCCUGGUGGCGACUGCCAGACACCUCUCCCGGAGCUGUUUGACCGUGUAGUCAUGCUUUCUCACUACCUCUAUACUCUGUAUACAGAUAUGUUCAUUGCAUUUGAUAAACAGUAUGUCCAAGAUCGUGAGUUUAUUGCCAAGGCCAUCAAUGACUGCCCUACUUCUUCCCUGGCUACUCCUGAAGACAAGGAACAAGCCCUGAAAAUCCCUCCGGAAGUCCUUCUGAACCUGAUCCUCAGUUUGGUGCAAUCCUGGAGUGACCCACUUUAUCAACUAAUAACUGGAAUAGGUGGUAUUCAUGAAGCUCCUGAUGCUAUCAUAUCAAGAGCCAAGGAGAUUGAGGAACAAAACAAGCGGCUUCUUGAGGGGAUUGAGAAGAUAAUUAGCCAGGCCUAUCCUGAAGCCAAAGGAAAUGAGAUCUACUUUGUUUGGUCACAACUUCCAUCCCUGCAGGGAGUUGAUGAAGAAUCCAAAGACUUGGCUUUUUAUAACAACAUUCGGUGCCUGCGCAGGGAUUCCCACAAGGUUGACAAUUAUCUCAAGUUCCUCAGGUGCCAAAUUGUCUAUAAAAACAACUGCUAAGCCCACAUUCAUUCCAUGUACUUCUGAGAUUGUCCUUAAAGUCUAUUUCUUCAAAAGUUCUAUUUGCAUUAGAGAUUUCAGUGCAUGCUUGGGUGAAAUUGGUCUCUUCUUAAAUAAUAAAAAUAAACUUUAUAACUUUAUAAAAUGUCAAAGAUUCAAA